AUCCGAUGUCAGAGUUUAAUAACAACUGUGAUAGAACGGUUCAUUAUAAUAUUGAUGUUCAUAGUAUACAGACGUGAGCCAGUGAGCUAGUGUUUUGUUACAAUGUUCUCGAAAAGUUUAUUAGUUUUAUUUCUAGUUUAUUUAUCAUUGGAAUAUUCAAAUGGAGAAACAUACAGCUCUGACAUCCCGGACGGCUACACUUAUUUAGAAGACACGCAGGCUAUGUACAAGUUCCACUUGGCUGGUGAGACUUGGUUUGACGCCAAGCGCGUGUGUGCAUCCGAGGGGGGCUCCUUGUUCUUCCCAGAUGAUAAUCACGAGGCUGAAGCAGUAGUGGCACUCUGGGAACGAACACAUCCUUCUUACGAAAGAUUCCUGCUGGGAAUGUCUGAACUGACGACCACUGGGGAGUUCAUGACUAUUGACGGCAAAUCAGUUGAUGAUGUCUAUAACAAAUGGAAGCCAGGCGAGCCGAACCACAUGGAUGGAAACGAGCACUGCGUGAACUGGCACAAGGGAGGUGUCAUCAACGACUGCCCGUGCGACUACAAGGACAGCUUCAUCUGCAAGAGGGGCCAAUGGAACUAUCUUUGUAAUAUGUCUAACGCUGACUACAUCUUCAACAAAGAUAUUGGUAAAUGCUACAAACUGCACACGACGCCGUUGGCUUGGUCCAACGCGUACGGCGUCUGCAGCAUGGAGCAGUCGCACUUGGCAGUGAUCAACAGUCAGAUGGAAGCAGACUAUCUCGCGAGUUUAGUAGCAGCUGCGCCAAUGCCGAAGGUGGAAGGAAACUACAUGAGAGGCAUAUACCAUUUGGGCUUUCACAACAAAUUCAAUGAAGGCUGGCGGACUAUCAAAGAUACACCGAUACAAGAAGAGUUCUGGUGGGGCAACUAUGAGCCGGUAGGACAGAACCAGUGCGGCGCUAUGUUCUUCAACGGGCGACUCAACAACAUUGAUUGUGAAACGAGGAGUCUCUUCAUUUGUGAACACGAACUAGACCCUUCCAGUAUUUCUCAAAUGUUCGAGAGUUUACAGCCAAAUCUUAUUGGCUAUCUAGAAUUCCAAUUAGUGAUACCCUUGGACAAGAAAUGGUUUCUACACACUUGUCUUAAUGCAAUUCGAUUAUUAAAUAAAUUACGUAAGUUAGUUAGCAACUUCAUUCCAUCGUGUAGUGUUCGAAGCAAUAUUGUGUCUGUGGAAAGUUAUGCUUGCUUAUUUACAACAAUGUUUUCUAUAACGACAGUGCUGUUCAUAGUGUACGUUUUAUCAGAUUUCACACAUGGACAAAGGGAUAAAAAGUUUUUUCGGCAAGACUACACAUAUUUAGAAGCGGGCGAUGGUUUCUAUAGAAUGCAAAGACUCCCGAGGACCUGGUUCAAAGCCAAGGUUGUGUGUGCUCAGGAAGGUUCCAGUCUGUUCUUCCCUGAGACCAAUGCUGAAGCCGAGGCAGUCUUAGCGUUCUGGCAGCACUGGUCGGAUGAUAUUGAUCGUACGCUCCUGGGGAUGUCGGACCUACUGGUCAAUGGAGAGUUUGUUACCCUCAACGGUAAACCAGCCUCCAAAGUAUACAACAAAUGGAAGCCAGGCGAGCCAAACGGUUUGAGCGGCAACGAGCACUGCGUCAACUGGCGGAGUGACGGUCUCCUCAAUGACUGUCCGUGCGAUUACAAAGAUUAUUUCAUUUGUAAAAAGAGCCUCAAGUCUCUAGAGUGGAACUAUCUCUGUAAUAUGCCUUAUAUGGAUUACACGUACAACAAUGCCACCGGCAAAUGCUACAAAGUUCACACAACUCCCGUCAACUGGAUCGGAGCCAGAGCAGGGUGUGACAGGGAGUUGACCACUCUAGCAACAGUCUCUAAUAAGGAGGAAGCUGAAUUUCUAGCCAGAUUAGUUGAGUCUACACCAGUCCCAAGAACUACAGAGAACUACUUGCGUGGAGUCUAUCAUAUGGGCUUCCAGAACAUAUUCAGCAGCGGUUGGACGAAAGAUGGAUAUCCAGAGGUACCAAUGCAUUUCGGUCCAGAGGUGUGGUGGGGAAACUAUGUGCCCAAGGGGAAUGGUCAGUGCGGCUCAAUGUUCUUCAACGGACAACUGAACACAAUCGAUUGUGAAAAUACAUUGAGUUUCUUCAUCUGUGAAAAAGUGACGACUCCGAGCAUACCUACCUAAUUAAUUUUUAAGUUAAUAAUCUGUUUUAAUUUGUAUUUAAGGCAUAUUAAAUAAAACUUUGCAUCUGAACUAUUCAUAUUAU
This is a messenger RNA of Helicoverpa armigera (cotton bollworm), 2257 nucleotides long. RefSeq lists its product as uncharacterized. The coding region runs from base 103 to 2175 and encodes 690 amino acids. Gene Ontology annotation, molecular function: signaling receptor activity. The record is from RefSeq and is a predicted model, not a curated record. The transcript has 11 exons. NCBI's taxonomy places the organism in Eukaryota, Metazoa, Arthropoda, Insecta, Lepidoptera, Noctuidae.